UUAGUAAUCUGAUCUGAAACGAGGUUUCGUUUAAUUUAAAGUACGCUAAUUUAAGUCUUUAUACUACUUUGUUGUCAAACAAACACGUUCGAUACAAAAAAAUAAAAAAAAAUCUUGAUAUUAUCCAGUACUAUCUUACACACCCAAACCCACCCACCGCUUGCUUCCAAUUGAAGGAAGGAACCAACCACUCUUAUGGCGCUUACUGUUUCUCUCACUGGCCACAUCCAUGGAGCCACUCAAUGCAAAAAAUUUCCCCCUUUAUCGUCUUCUCUAUGUAACCUCAGCUCCAGUGCUAAUGUAGUUGACAUGAGGCUAGUAUCCCAGCGUGGAUCACAAAAAGUUGGAUCUAAUCAUAGAAAUUUCAGAGUCAAUGCCCUCUUCGGAGGAAAAAAAGAUAAUGAAAGUGGUGAUAAGCCUGGGAUCCUCGGUCAACUUGGAAACAUGCAAAAUCUGUUCGAGACUGUGAAGAAGGCUCAAGCGGUUGUCCAAGUAGAAUCAAAUCGGAUACAGAAAGAACUUGCUGCAGCAGAGUUUGAUGGUUACUGUGAGGGUGAGUUAAUAAAGGUGACACUAUCAGGGAAUCAGAAACCUGUACGAACACAAAUUACUGAGGCUGCUAUGGAAUUAGGAUCGGAAAAAGUUUCCCUUUUAGUCACAGAGGCUUACAAAGAUGCACACCAGAAGAGUGUCCAGGCCAUGAAGGAAAGGAUGAGUGAUCUUGCUCAAAGCUUAGGAAUGCCACCGGGGCUCGGUGAUGGGUUGAAGUGAUGACAGUGACGAACGAAACCUCAAUUUUGUAUACAAAACCAUUUCAUAAAUGCCUAUUUUGUCCCUAUACUGUAGCAAUCUUGUUUAUUUAGUUGUGUAGGGAUCUCUUGAAAUUGUGGUGGGACUUUCUAUGUCAUAUUACUUUUUUAUGUCUUAUGUUGUCUUUGACAAUUCAAGGUUUACUGAUUUUAUAAUGAAAGCUUUAAUGAACUA
Messenger RNA from Trifolium pratense (red clover), 984 nucleotides. RefSeq names its product nucleoid-associated protein At4g30620, chloroplastic-like. The record is from RefSeq and is a predicted model, not a curated record. NCBI's taxonomy places the organism in Eukaryota, Viridiplantae, Streptophyta, Magnoliopsida, Fabales, Fabaceae. The coding region runs from base 196 to 771 and encodes 191 amino acids. Gene Ontology annotation, molecular function: DNA binding. The transcript is spliced from 7 exons.